UUUCCGGGAGGCUGGCGUCUUGUCGGCUCAGCCGCAGACUCCGUCAGCCAAUCCGAAAGCAACCCCUCAGUGUGAGAGGCGGGGCCCUUGGCUGGCCGGCCGACUAGGCCUGUUCCUUAGCAGCGGACCGACCUUUGGUUGCCCCUCCGAAGGAAAUAGGCGGCAAAUGGGCUUCCUUGGAGGAGGCAUUGCCGCUCCUCUUCUUCUCCAGGCUCCCCUGAAGGCCUCCGCCGCUGGGCCGGGGGAGAAGGCCGCAGGCACGCACAUGGCAACGUUGAGUACGUGAGGAAAGGUGAACUGCAUAAUGGCUGAAAGUGCAUCUGUAGGUAUGGCGGGCAUCACCCCUGUCCAGCAGAUGUUGGCAUCUGGGACAGGGGCCCUCUUCACCUCUCUGUUUGUCACACCCUUGGAUGUGGUAAAGAUCCGACUACAGGCUCAAAGAACACCAUUCUCCAAAGUGUUGUCAGUACAGUCUAUACCUUGGAGCAUUCAGCAGGCCAAAUGGAAAUGCUUCCUUUACUGCAAUGGCCUGAUGGACCACCUAUAUGUGUGUCAGAAUGGCAAUGGCUGCACUGCCUGGUAUAAGGCCCCAACUCAAUUCACUGGCACUUUGGAUGCUUUUGUGAAGAUAAUACGCCAUGAGGGCAUUCGAUCUUUAUGGAGUGGCCUGCCACCCACCCUAGUGAUGGCUGUUCCCGCCACUGUGAUCUACUUCACUAGUUAUGAUCAACUACGUGAUUUUUUACAUUCUAAGAUGGAUAACCAAGGGCGCUACAUCCCACUAGUGGCUGGAGCUGUUGCUCGAUUGGGUGCAGUAACUGUGAUCAGCCCCUUGGAACUUAUCCGAACAAAGAUGCAAUCCCGUCAGCUGACUUACCAUGAGUUGCGUGUGUGCAUCCAAUCUGCUGUGGCCCAGGAUGGAUGGCUGUCCCUCUGGAGGGGUUGGGGACCCACACUAUUGCGGGAUGUUCCCUUCUCAGCUUUGUACUGGUUUAAUUAUGAGCUGGUGAAAGAUUGGCUUUGUAGUCAAUUCUGUCUUGACAAGGCCACCUUCAUGACCAGCUUUGCAGCCGGUGCACUAUCUGGGACGGUGGCGGCUAUCCUGACAUUGCCCUUUGAUGUAGUGAAGACCCAACGGCAGAUUGAGCUGGGGGACAUGGAAACAGUUAAAGCUAACACUCCCAGAUCCUCAUCUACAUGGCUGCUUAUGCAGAAAAUCCGAGCAGAUUCUGGCACCAGAGGACUCUUUGCAGGUUUCAUGCCUCGUGUCAUCAAAGUGGCCCCAGCCUGUGCCAUUAUGAUCAGCACAUAUGAAUUUGGCAAGACUUUCUUCCAGAAACUGAAUCGGGAGCGGCAACUCAGCAGCUUGUGAAGUCCAGGAAAAGAGCCUCGAUUGGCAUCCUCCAGAUGGACCAAAAUCAUGCUGGUGGCAGGAGUGUGUAGACGUCAACAGAGGCAAGGAGAGGAAACAAGGGAUUGUGAAUUUAGGCACUAGAAAAGGAGCAUGCAGCAGAGAUCUCUAUCAAUCAAGAAACAUUUUGCUCGCUUUUCUUAUAGGCUGUGUCUCAUGACAGACACAUCCCAGGUGCCUUCGAGCUGGUUUUUGCCCUACUAUCUUUCUCCUUCACCACAGUGAACUCUUGCCCUUGGGAUGUUGCAUCUUAGGGGCCUAUUCUGUGUCUAUUGCUAGAGCAGGAGUUCCACACAGCAUUUUUCCUCUUUGCCCCCAAAACAAAACUCAGUUGCACAAAGAGGUGAAAGAAAAA
Anolis sagrei ordinatus is the source of this 1766-nucleotide messenger RNA. RefSeq names its product solute carrier family 25 member 39 (gene SLC25A39). NCBI's taxonomy places the organism in Eukaryota, Metazoa, Chordata, Lepidosauria, Squamata, Anolidae. The record is from RefSeq and is a predicted model, not a curated record. Gene Ontology annotation, biological process: mitochondrial transmembrane transport. Gene Ontology annotation, cellular component: mitochondrion.